This is a messenger RNA of Puntigrus tetrazona (Sumatra barb), 1518 nucleotides long. RefSeq names its product lysyl oxidase-like 5b (gene loxl5b). The record is from RefSeq and is a predicted model, not a curated record. Lineage: Eukaryota; Metazoa; Chordata; Actinopteri; Cypriniformes; Cyprinidae. Gene Ontology annotation, biological process: peptidyl-lysine oxidation. Gene Ontology annotation, molecular function: copper ion binding; protein-lysine 6-oxidase activity. The transcript is spliced from 7 exons. Bases 48 to 1352 code for a protein of 434 amino acids.
GGAACAUCUGUGCUGGGAGCCCGCUUCAGUGACCGUCCAGCUCUAAAAUGCACCUCAAGAUGCCAAACUCGCUUUUGGUUUUCUAUUUGCUCCAAGGACUGGCUAACUUCAUCAGCGCGCAAAACUCCGCGCCCUGGAGGAACCGGAUCCAGUGGGUCAAUAACGGCCGGGUGUUCAGUUUAAUGAGCACGGGCUCGGAGUAUCACGCACCGGUGGCGUCCAGAAGACGGCCCGGACCGUUUCCGAGCAGCAGCGGAGACGCUGUCCGAGACAGGACUGUGCACAUCCGAGUAGAGGCGUCCGACUCCGCGGCCACGAGCGGCGGCGGCGGCACCGCGCUCCUGGGUCCGGAUCGCGCGCGGUACGUCGCGGCCAGCAGUCGCGCACCCGGCGCCAGACAGAUGCGCGUGCGUCAGCGGCUCGGAGCGGCUCCGGGAAGCAGAGCCAACGCCACCGAACGCUCCAGCGGCGGAAGAGCCCCGGCUCAAGGGGAGAAUAACACGCGGAGGGCGCCAGCGGUUGCCAAUCUCCAACUCCUGGAAGCGCCAACGGAGACCUCAGCGGGGCUCUCCAGAGCGCAAACUCCAAAUGCGUCUGAAGGCAUGGCAGGGGACGAUCCGCGGAACAGGAACACGGUUUUCUAUAACAUCUACCCGCCCGGCGGAAGGACGGGCGUCCCGCGGCGCGCGCCGCCUGGCACCGGCUACGGCACACGAUACUUCCAGAACGGUCUGCCCGAUCUUGUGCCAGAUCCCUAUUCCAUCCAGGCGGGCUCAUACAUCCAGCGCGUCCAGAUGUACGCGCUCCGGUGCGCGGCGGAGGAGAACUGCCUGGCGCGAUCCGCGUACAGACCCACGGUCAGAGACCUCGACUAUAGGGUCCUGCUGCGCUUCCCACAGAAGGUCAGGAACAUGGGAACCAGCGACUUCCUGCCCGUCAAACCCAGGCAUCAGUGGGAGUGGCACAGCUGUCAUCAGCACUACCACAGCAUGGACGCGUUCAGUCACUAUGAUCUGCUGGACAUCGGCUCCGGACUGAAGGUCGCAGAGGGUCACAAGGCCAGUUUCUGUCUGGAAGAUACGGGCUGUGAUCCUGGGUUUCACCGCAGAUACGCCUGCACUGCACACACACAGGGUUUGAGUCCAGGCUGUCACGACACAUACGCCGCUAACAUCGACUGUCAGUGGAUCGACAUCACAGACGUCCCUCCCGGGAACUACAUCCUCAAGGUCACAGUCAAUCCGGACUUCCUGGUGCCCGAGUCGGACUUCUCCAACAACGUCGUGCGCUGUGAGAUCAUUUACACCGGCAUUUACAUCCAAACCAGAAACUGCAUCUUAACCGGGAUGUAAAGCCCUCGGAUCGGAGAUGCAUUUUUAUAGACCUAUAUAAUAGGUUCAGUUGCAGUAAUUUAAUUGAAAGCUUUUUUAGUAACUUGAAACACUCCAUAUAGAUGUUGGGGUAAUAUUUAUGACAAAAAUGUACUGUAUCUAUUUUAGAUGAGUUGGAUUUCUUGCC